This is a messenger RNA of Gossypium raimondii (Peruvian cotton), 1824 nucleotides long. RefSeq names its product transcription factor MYC2. NCBI's taxonomy places the organism in Eukaryota, Viridiplantae, Streptophyta, Magnoliopsida, Malvales, Malvaceae. Gene Ontology annotation, biological process: regulation of DNA-templated transcription. Gene Ontology annotation, molecular function: DNA-binding transcription factor activity; protein dimerization activity; transcription cis-regulatory region binding. The coding region runs from base 222 to 1613 and encodes 463 amino acids. Gene Ontology annotation, cellular component: nucleus. The transcript has a single exon. The record is from RefSeq and is a predicted model, not a curated record.
AAACAGUUCCCACACGGAUGGCCUUUUAAUGCCCAGGAAAUUCUUGUUUUCCCCGAACGCCCCCACACCAUUGCCCUUUUGUCUUUGCUGCUGAUCCCUUUAAUUUCUCCUCGUAUAUUUUAGCUUGCUGCCGCCGAAUCCCUCUUUGGGUUACUUAGCUUUUAGUAGUUUGGAAAACCUUAUCAGAAAGAAAUUGGGUUGGAUCAGGGAGCAGCAGUAUUAUGUCAUCAUCUUCUUCAUCUUCGAUGAUUAGCUUCGGCCUAGACGCCCCUCCGCCGACGCUGCAACAGCGCCUCCAGUUCAUCGUCCAAAGCAGGCCUGAAUGGUGGGUAUACUCCAUCUUCUGGCAAGCUUCCAGGGAUGCUCAUGGCCGCCUCGUGUUUUCUUGGGGUGAUGGAUAUUUCCAAGGGACCAAGGGUUUUGCAGGCAAAUCCGGAAAUAAGCUAAGCCAACCCAGAUUUGGGAGAAGAAGAUCGGGGGAAGAGAUUCAAUCCGUUUUCUGUGAAGAGAUAGACAUUGAGAGGAUGGUGGAUGGCGAUGUCACUGACUACGAGUGGUAUUACACCGUAUCAGUAAACCGAUCUUUUGCUAUAGGAGAUGACAUUCUUGGGAAGGCUUUCGGCUCAGGCUCCUAUAUUUGGUUGUGUGGAGAUCAGGAGCUCCAACUGUAUGAAUGCGAGCGAGUCACAGAAGCUCGAAUGCGAGGAAUCCAGACCUUAGUCUUCCUUUCGACUUCCUUCGGGGUAGUUGAAUUGGGAUCUUCAGAAAUGAUCCAAGAGAAUUGGAGCUUAGUGCAACUUGCAAAAUCAAUCUUCGGUUCUGAGAUUAACUGUCUUGGUUCCAAGCAUCCUGGCCUUGAAUCUCAGCUCCAAAUGUCAACCCAAACUGUCCCUUUUCUUGAUUUCGGCAAGGUUGCAAGUGAUCAAAAGGAGUGGAUUCUUGAUGACCGAAAGCAACAAAUUGAGGCCAAGAAGGACAAUUGCGUUUUAUUACGCCCCUUGUCAUCGGACUCCGGUGCUGAUUCUGAGAUGGAGUUCAGCGUUGGGUCGAAGAAGAGAGGAAGAAAGUCGGGGACUGGAAAAACAACCCCUUCAAACCACGUGGAAGCAGAGAGGCUACGGCGUGAGAAACUUAAUCAUCGAUUCUAUGCACUUCGAUCUGUGGUUCCUACCGUGUCCAAGAUGGACAAAGCAUCUUUGCUUUCAGAUGCAGUAGCCUACAUCAAGGAGCUCAGAUCUCAGAUUGAUAAACUGGAUGUUAAACUCAAAGUUCAAUCCCAAAAAGCCAAGUUGAAUGCCAUCAAUGUUUCGAAUAACCAAAGAAAUGCAUCCACAUUUGACAGUACAAGGCCGACCUAUGAUUAUGGACCAAAUACAAUGGAAGUUGAUGUCAAGAUUAUAGGGUCAGAAGCCAUGAUCCGAGUUCAGUGUCCAGAUGUCAAUUACCCAGCUGCGAGACUGAUGGAUGCCCUUAGAGACCUAGAGCUUCAUGUGCACCAUGCCAGUGUAUCAACCGUGAAUGAGCUAGUGCUUCAAGAUGUUGUUGUCAUACUACCUGCUGGAUUUAUAAGCGAGGAGAUGUUGAGGACUGCUAUCUUUCAGAGAUGCAGUUGAAUUUGCUGCUUCUUCACUGAAGUUAUAUAUCAAACUUUUCCUUUCUUAAUAUGGAUUAUCAUGAAGCCAAGCCAUAUAAAUGUAACAUUACUACUUAUUCUCCUCCACUUUCAAGUGAAAUCAUUUUCUUCUUGAGAGUUCCUAUCCUAUGGCCAUCACAAUCGGCUUUAUUAAUCAUAAGCUAAUCACUCUUCCUGCUUUAUAAACUUAA